Molecule: messenger RNA, 2259 nt
Organism: Eubalaena glacialis (North Atlantic right whale)
Lineage: Eukaryota; Metazoa; Chordata; Mammalia; Artiodactyla; Balaenidae
Gene: PAX2
Product: paired box 2
Exons: 10
Coding region: 869-1993 (374 amino acids)
Biological process (GO): anatomical structure development; regulation of transcription by RNA polymerase II
Molecular function (GO): RNA polymerase II cis-regulatory region sequence-specific DNA binding; DNA-binding transcription factor activity, RNA polymerase II-specific
Source: RefSeq, a predicted model, not a curated record
CCGGAGUGACAGGCGCGGGGCCCUCCUCGCCGAAGCUCGGGGCUCCGGCGCUGGCGAAUCACAGAGUGGUGGAAUCUAUUGCCUUUGUCUGACAAGUCAUCCAUCUCCCAGCGCGGGGAGAGGGAGGGGGUCUGGAGGGGGCUUUGCAGCUUUUAGAGAGACACACACCGGGAGCCGAGGCUCCAGUCUCCGGCCGAGUCUUCUCGCAAACGCAACCCACCUGGGGCCAGUCCAGUGCUGCCGGCGUCCCUCGGCUCCCUCCCUUCUUCCCUCCCUCCCGGCCCUUCGGCCGCGGCGGAGCGCGCCAGCCUUUUCCGGGGGCGGGGGCCCGGUUCGCGCUCUCCCCUCCCGAAGGCGCCCGCUCGGACAUCCCGAGGAUUGCUACUUCUUUGCCAACUUCGCCAACUCACCGGCACUUGGAGCGGCCCGGCUCCCCGCCCGGCGCCCUCGGGCCGCCCCUGCUCCACGGCUACUCCGCCUGCCGCCUCUGGAUGAACGGGUUCCAGAGGAGCUGAGCGAGCCGUCUCCCCCGCCCAGCCUCAGCCCUGGCCGCAGCUGCCGCGCGCGCCAUGCGCCCCCAGGUCCUCCCGGCCCGGCCUGCCGCCCCGGGGCCGUUCUGCUGACCGCCCAGCCCCGCGCCCCGACAGUGGGAAGUUCCGGGCGCUGCGGUUGCAAGCUCCGGCAGGCCCGGGAGGAGUCCCCGCGGGGAGCGCAGCGCGGCGCCCCCCGCCCCCGAGCGCUCCGCCGCAGCCGGGAGCCCGCUCACCCCCCCCCCACCGUCCCUCCUUUUUUUCCUCAAGUCCUGAAGUUGAGUUUGAGAGGCGACACGGCGGCGGCGGCCGCGCUGCUCCCGCUCCUCUGUCUCCCCAUGGAUAUGCACUGCAAAGCAGACCCCUUCUCCGCGAUGCACCCAGGGCACGGGGGUGUGAACCAGCUUGGGGGGGUGUUUGUGAAUGGCAGGCCCCUGCCCGACGUGGUGAGGCAGCGCAUCGUGGAGCUGGCCCACCAGGGUGUGCGGCCCUGUGACAUCUCCCGGCAGCUGCGGGUCAGCCACGGCUGUGUCAGCAAAAUCCUGGGCAGGUACUACGAGACCGGCAGCAUCAAGCCCGGAGUGAUCGGCGGCUCCAAGCCCAAAGUGGCAACACCCAAAGUUGUGGACAAGAUUGCUGAAUACAAGCGACAGAACCCGACUAUGUUCGCCUGGGAGAUCCGGGACCGGCUCCUGGCGGAGGGCAUCUGUGACAACGACACAGUGCCCAGCGUCUCUUCCAUCAACAGGAUCAUCCGGACCAAAGUUCAGCAGCCUUUCCACCCAACAACGGAUGGAGCCGGGACCGGAGUGACUGCCCCUGGCCACACCAUCGUUCCCAGUACGGCCUCCCCUCCUGUUUCCAGCACCUCCAAUGAUCCAGUGGGAUCCUACUCCAUCAAUGGGAUCCUGGGGAUCCCUCGCUCCAAUGGCGAGAAGAGGAAACGUGAUGAAGUCGAGGUAUACACUGAUCCUGCCCACAUUAGAGGAGGUGGAGGUUUGCAUCUGGUCUGGACUUUAAGAGAUGUGUCUGAGGGCUCAGUCCCCAAUGGAGAUUCCCAGAGUGGUGUGGACAGUUUGCGGAAGCACUUGCGAGCCGACACCUUCACCCAGCAGCAGCUGGAAGCUUUGGAUCGGGUCUUUGAGCGUCCUUCCUACCCUGACGUCUUCCAGGCAUCAGAGCACAUCAAAUCAGAGCAGGGGAACGAGUACUCCCUCCCAGCCCUGACCCCUGGGCUUGAUGAAGUCAAGUCGAGUCUAUCUGCAUCCACCAACCCGGAGCUGGGCAGCAACGUGUCGGGCACGCAGACAUACCCCGUUGUGACCGGUCGUGACAUGGCGAGCACCACUCUGCCUGGUUACCCCCCUCACGUGCCCCCCACUGGCCAGGGAAGCUACCCCACCUCCACCCUGGCAGGAAUGGUGCCUGAGGCUGCAGCCGGGGUCCCUCAUCCUCCGUCAUGAGUAAUCUGGGGAGGGAAAUUGCAGAAGUGCUUGCAGUAGUGUGUGCACCCUUCUGUACGUCCUGGCCCCUCCGCAGUGCCCACCCACCCCAGCCUGUGCCCGGGAGCACGCAGCCUCAGCUCCACACUCAGUGCCCCCGCCUACCCCCAGCCAGCUGACACUGCUUGGAAGGGUCUGCCCUGGUUUCCAUGGAAACUUGGAGCCAAGAACCAUUUCCAGGGGCAUGUCUGUCACUCAGACAAAGCCACCCUGGUCCACACCAACCC